AUGUUCAACGUUUAAUUAAUUAUUUCGUUUUCAAUGAUGGAAGUAUUAAAAAGUUAUCAUGAUUCUUUUGAUUUAUUACCGGAUGAAAUGGUUGUGUACACUUUAAGUUUUAUCGAUGCAGAUACCCUUUUGGAUUGCAGACUUGUGUGCAAAAGAUGGCAAGAACUUAUAGAUGCGUAUGUAUUUCAAGAAAAAGCUUCACGAGAAAAUAAGUUUGUGAAUAAUGGUAAAGGAUACUAUAGUUUCUCCAAAAUUGAUUCAAAUAAUAUCAGAAAAUUAGAAUUGCCAUGGUACGUGUUUCAUGUCAUUUGCAAGUAUGAUCCAUUUAAUAGAAAUUUAGUGAAAAACCAUUGUGGACAAAAUGCAUUUAUGCAUUGGAGUAUAACUAACGAUCAUAAUUGGUGGACUAUUGAAGAAAAUCCACAAGGUGCUCCUUUAUUACCUGAUGAUCCUGAUUUUGAUGGCCAUACAAGUUGUUUUGUAUCAACAUAUCGAUUAUGUUCAAAGAGGCAAAAAAUCAUAUUCAAAAAUUAUGGUUUAAAUGAUAUUAUGAUGAAAACUCUUCAACCUGAAAUUUUAGUUAGUGAAUGGUAUACUGGUCGUUUUGAUUGUGGCUGCAAAUAUGCAUUAAGGGCAACAGUGCAUGAUGGAAAUGAUAAACUAAUAGAACAACACAAUUAUAGUGAUGUUUUACCUCAGUGGGAGGCUAAUAUUUGGACAAAAGCUUCACAUUCAUUUAAAAAUCAGAGUAAUGCAUCUUACUUAAUUCUGUAUCAUUCUGGAGUAGACACACAAUAUUGGGCUGGUCACUAUGGUACUAAAAUAUCUGGCUCUGUAGUAAAAGUUUUGUUACCUAUAAAAUUUAAAUGUGCUAAUUCUUAAAAACAUAUUUAAAAAAAAUAUGUUGGUAUAAUGUCAUAA
Messenger RNA from Melanaphis sacchari, 921 nucleotides. RefSeq names its product F-box only protein 17-like. Gene Ontology annotation, molecular function: ubiquitin protein ligase activity; protein binding. NCBI's taxonomy places the organism in Eukaryota, Metazoa, Arthropoda, Insecta, Hemiptera, Aphididae. Gene Ontology annotation, biological process: SCF-dependent proteasomal ubiquitin-dependent protein catabolic process; glycoprotein catabolic process. Gene Ontology annotation, cellular component: cytoplasm; SCF ubiquitin ligase complex. The transcript has 4 exons. Bases 34 to 882 code for a protein of 282 amino acids. The record is from RefSeq and is a predicted model, not a curated record.